Messenger RNA from Eutrema salsugineum, 3476 nucleotides. RefSeq names its product pre-mRNA-processing protein 40B. Bases 174 to 3293 code for a protein of 1039 amino acids. The transcript has 28 exons. Gene Ontology annotation, cellular component: U1 snRNP; U2-type prespliceosome. The record is from RefSeq and is a predicted model, not a curated record. Lineage: Eukaryota; Viridiplantae; Streptophyta; Magnoliopsida; Brassicales; Brassicaceae. Gene Ontology annotation, molecular function: RNA binding; protein binding. Gene Ontology annotation, biological process: mRNA cis splicing, via spliceosome.
AAGCGCAGGACCGUCGCUCUGAGCUUGAGUUCAACUUCUUCCCUCGCCGGCGAUUGGUGUUGAAUUAUUUUCCAUUUUUCAACUGAGCUUACAGAGAGCAAAUACAGCCAGUUUCUGUCGUUUUUUGGUGGAUCUUCUAUUGGUGGCACUGAGGAUAAUAGGACUGCUGGAAGAUGGCCAAUAAUCCUCAGUAUCCUGGCAUUCAGCCAUUCCAGCACCCGAAUGCUAGCUCCUUAGAUUUACCCCGAGGCUUUGCUCCAUCCAUGAAUUUUCAGUUUCGUCCUACAAUUCAAGCUCCGCAGUCUGAGCAAGUUGCUCGCUUGUCAACUCAGAAUUUUCAGUGUGUUGGCAGAGGUGGACCAGGUGGUACAACGAUGAACAAUGGAUUUCCACCUCAACCUUAUGCACCUCAGUUAUUGCAAUCAAUGCACCAUUCGCUUGAAAGGCCUAGCCAAUCAAAUCAGGUGCAACAUGCGCCACUAGGACCCCCGACUCGAAUUUCACAACCAAAUGUGCCAAUUGCUUCUGGUACCUCCUUGCCUCAGCCUUACGCACAAACUCCAGAUAUUAGUAUGAGUGGCUUUGGUGGCCCUAGGGCACUCUUUUCUUAUCCGAGUGGCACAUCCUAUGAAACCUUGAGGGCACCAACUCAAGUCAUUGGACCAAACAGUCAUGGUCAGGCACAACCAAGAGCAUCUAUCAGCCAGACUGCUGCGCUAUCUUCUAUCAUGAUUCCCACAUUUGAACAACCGAAGGCAGCUUUAUUUCAACCUAUACCUUCUCAAGUGACUGUGAUAGAUUGGGUUGAGCAUACCUCGGCGGAUGGAAGGAGAUAUUUUUUCAAUAAGAGGACAAAGCAGUCCACUUGGGCGAAGCCUGUUGAGUUGAUGACUCUUUUUGAGAGAGCAGAUGCAAGAACUGACUGGAAAGAACAUUCAAGUCCUGAUGGAAGAAAGUAUUACUACAAUAAGGUUACUAAGCAAUCAACAUGGACAAUGCCCGAGGAGAUGAAGAUUGCUCGUGAACAAGCAGAAAAAGCAUCUGUUCAAGGGCUUCAUGCAGAAGGCAUUAUUGGUGCUUCUCAGGUGCCAUCUCGUUCUGAUACAGCAUCGCCUGCAGCUCCGACUGGUUUACCAAGCCAAACUUCAUCUACACUUUCAACCUCUGAUAUCAGUGAGAAACUAGCUCCUACUUCUGAUUGGAAGCAGGCAGCUUCAGUUUCUGAAAGUUCUCCUCCGGUCGAAAAUGUUGAUCGAGUUCAGACAAUUGCAGAUAAAACGUCACAAGUGUGUGAUACUGCAAAAACUGCUGAUCAUUCUGCUACUCUGACGAUAACUUCUGCUGCUACAUUGGUGGAAGAGGAUACAGUAUCAGUUGAAAACAGUGGAGGUUCAGAUGACAUGUCAGCUAAAAACACAAAUCAAGGUAGUGGGACUGGACCAGAAGAAAGCCAGAAACAUGUGGUGGAAAGUGAAAGAGUUGACAGUCAAUUGGAAGAAAAACAAAUUCAUCAAGAGAAUUUUUCUUAUAACAACAAAUCGGAAGCUGUGGAUGUCUUCAAAUACCUUUUGAAAUCCGUCAAUGUUGGAUCUGACUGGACAUGGGAACAGGCCAUGAGAGAAAUAAUUAAUGACAGAAGAUACGGGGUUCUGAGGACUCUUGGAGAGCGUAAGCAAGCCUUCAAUGAGUUCUUAGUUCAAAUGAAAAGAGCAGCAGAGGAGGAAAAGGUAGCCAGACAGAAAAAACGGUAUGAAGAUUUCAGAAGGAUGUUAGAGGAAUGCCUGGAGCUGACUCCUUCUACGCGGUGGAGGUUUGUUCUCCAGCAUAAUUCUGUUUCCUAUUCUUUUUUUGUUUUCCCCUCUACGAGAAUUCUUCUAGUGCCAUUUACUUUGCGAUAUAAUGCUUCUUUUAAAUCCAGCAAGGCUGUGACUAUGUUGGAAGACGAUGAACGUUUCAAAGAUGUUGAACGAGAAAAAGACCGUCGUAAUAUUUUUGAAGAUCAUAUUACUGACCUAAAGGAGAAGGAGCGGGUGAAAGCUCUCGAGGAUCGCAAGCGGAACAUAACUGAAUACAGGAGAUUUUUGGAAUCUUGCAAUUUCAUCAAGCCUAAUAGUCAAUGGCGCAAAGUUCAGGACCGCUUAGAAGUGGAUGAAAGAUGUUCACGUCUUGAGAAAAUUGACCAGCUAGAAAUCUUUCAGGAGUAUCUGCGCGAUCUGGAGAGAGAAGAAGAGGAGAAAAAGAAGAUACAAAAGGAGGAACAAAAAAAGGCAGAGCGAAAGCAUCGUGAUGAGUUCCGUGGCCUGAUAGAUGAACAUAUUGCAAAAGGAGAGCUUACUGCCAAAACUAGUUGGCGUGAUUAUCUAACCAAGGUCAGAGAUUUACCCGUAUAUUCAGCAAUUGCAUCAAACUCCUCUGGAGCUACUCCAAAAGACUUAUUUGAAGACGCUGUUGAGGAUUUGAAAAGAAAGUACCAUGACCUCAAAUCUCAGAUAAAGGACGUAUUGAAGCUGAGAAAGGUAACAAUACACGCUGGAUCAACAUUUGAUGAGUUCAAGGUCUCAAUUCCCGAGGGUAUCGGUUUCCCACCUAUUCCUGACUGUAAACUGAAGUUAGUUUUUGAUGAUUUGCUGGAAAGGGCGAAGGAGAAGGAAGAGAAGGAAGCCAGAAAACAGACACGGCAUACUGAAAAAUUGGUGGAUAUGCUUCGCUCCUUCAAGGAGAUAACUGCCUCUUCAUCCUGGGAGGAAUCAAAGCAUCUUGUUGAAGGUAGUGAAAAAUUCCGUACUAUAGGAGAUGAGAGCUUCCGGAAGCAGACAUUCGAGGAUUACGUAUCACACCUCAAAGAGCAAGCAAAAAGGAUCAAACAGAACAAGAAGGUACACGAAAAUGUGAAAGAGGAACAUGACAAGGGGAAGGAUAAACACCGAAGAGAGAAGGACAGAGUGCGAGAAAGAGACAGUGAAGAUCAUCAUAAGAGAGGUGCAGCCGAUAGUUACAACCAUGAUAUGAAUGAACCCCAUGGGAAAGAACGUAGAAGAUCAGGAAGAGAUAACCAUUAUAGACAUCGAGAAAGACAUACUAGUUUGAAGGAAGAUGCGACAGACCAUUACAAAGAAUCCCAUAAACCUGUACCUGGUGGUGGCCACAAGAAAUCAAGACAACAGAGAGGUUUGGUGCCGGAAGCAGAGAACGAAGGCAGGGAAAAGCGGCGUAGAAAAGAGGAAGAGAUGGAGCAAACAAAGGAUGUGGAAAAGGAAGAGGAACUUGAAGAUGGAGAAUGUGGUAGGUAUUGAACAUCUUUUACACCAACUCUUCAGUCCCGGCUCUAACCCAUGCUGGGCCCGCCCUAGGUCCAAGUGAUUCACUGCUUACUGUUUUGAGACACUUAUCCAAGAACAAUGUAUUGAAUCUCUUUCUUAAAUAUUAAAGGUUAAAGAAUCUCUUUCUUAAAUAUAUCCAUAUUCUCUCCUCUCUCG